This is a messenger RNA of Gavialis gangeticus (Gharial), 1370 nucleotides long. It is a transcript of the gene MED9, whose product is annotated as mediator complex subunit 9. Gene Ontology annotation, molecular function: transcription coregulator activity. The coding region runs from base 497 to 859 and encodes 120 amino acids. NCBI's taxonomy places the organism in Eukaryota, Metazoa, Chordata, Crocodylia, Gavialidae. Gene Ontology annotation, cellular component: mediator complex. The record is from RefSeq and is a predicted model, not a curated record. Gene Ontology annotation, biological process: regulation of transcription by RNA polymerase II. The transcript has a single exon.
UUUUUUCUAGUGCUCUUUUUCUGUUGAGUUCAAGGAGGGUAUUUUUAGCCUGAUGGCAGUGUGUGGCCAAUUGCCUCUCAGCUCCUGGUAAUGUUCUUGCACUACGUUAUCUGUAUUUGGUGCAAUCACCCCCCUCCUUCCCCACCCCAGGGGAGGUCGGAGCCCUGUUUUAAGUGCUGUGUGCCCACUAAAUAGAGGUGAGGGGCAAAGGGUGCUAGCAGAGUUAGGCUGGUCUAGUUCCUCCUCUACCUUGGGCCCUCUCAGUAGUUCUGGCCCAGCUGGACAAAAUGCACCAAAAGGAGUGAGCUGUGGGCAUGGAUCAUAGGUGUCAGCCUGGAGGAGACCUCGUGUGAUUAACCUUCAGAGUGCGUGUGCACAUGCGUGUGUAACAAGACCCAGUCCAAGAGCAGGUCAGUGCCUCCAGGAGUCCCUCACUUCAUCCGCAUUGCCCCAAACAAGCAAAAAUGUAAUCGUUCACCAUGCCCGUUUGAUUGCUAUGGGUGUGCCCCUCUUCCCAGGCUGCCUGGAGGGGUUGGACCCCACGACCAGGGAGCUGCAGUGGGAGGCUGUAGUUGGGGGGGUAGCCCCAUGGGUCUCUGAGGUGAGACAUGAGCCUCGGUUCUUUCCUUCUGUCCCCCGCAGCAUGGACAAGGACAGCCAGGAUGUCCACCAGGUGCUGAAUGAGCUGAAGACCAAAUUCCAGGAGAUGAGGAAGAUGAUCAACACCAUGCCUGGCAUUGGCGUGAGCCCCGAGCAGCAGCAGCAGCAACUGCACAACCUGCGGGAGCAGGUCCGGACCAAGAACGAGCUGCUGCAGAAAUACAAGAGCCUCUGUAUGUUCGAAAUCCCCAAGGAGUAGACAGGAAGUGACAGCUCCCCUGAGCUGGGACCUUCUCCCUGCUUCCCUGCUCUCCUGCCUUGUCGCUACCAAGUGCCAGCUGCUUGGGGACAGGGAGUCUGGAGAACAUGCUGUACUGUAGCACGGUGGCAGCCGUGGGUUUGCUUUGAUCUGCCCUGGGACUGUGUGUAUUGAUACCCAUGCCUGUUCUUUUUCCCCACUAAUGCAGGCAGACAGAAAGCCUUGCACUCCCCCCCGCCCCCCUCACCACAGGGGUGAAUGAGCUGGGGGUUAUCUUUUCUGUGUCGAACAGUUACCCCCGGGCACAGGGCGCGCGUGCUGCCACUUUGCUCAGCUCUGCCUCUGGCCGAAGCAGUCGAAUGCUGAGAGGAGCAUCACGAGCCCCCGGCACCUGGGACAAGACCAUUCCCCGCGUGCGUAUGCAGUUGGGGCCUCUUGGGAGAGAGGGGCUGCUUCUGUAGAGGAUGUUUUGUCCCUGUAGGGGUCCCAGUAAAGAUUCCUACGCUCUGAA